AUGUCGUCGAUGCCACUGCAACGUGGCAUCUCAGGAGGAGUACGAGUUUCCGACAGCAGUGAUGAUCUAAGAGACUCUCAGAUGAAAGACAAAUCAGAUUUGAUCAGAGGCCGUUCUACAGACAGCAACUUAACCUUGAGGUUCCCUUUUGCUUUCCUCUUUAACAACAACCAAUCUCCUUCCAAAACCGACGGUGAUCCAAGGAGCAGACACAGAUUGGUUCUCCUCUUUCUCAAGAUCAGUUUGGUUCUUAUCGUGGUUCUUGCCUUAGCCGGUUCCUUCUGGUGGACUAUCUCAAUCUCGGCGUCACCGAGAGGUGGUCCUGUGUAUCAUAACUACAGGAGGUUACAGCAGCAGCUUGUUUCGGAUUUGUUGGAUAUUGGUGAGAUCUCUGUUGGUCCCAGCAGGUGGAAAGAGUUGGAGUAUUGUGAUACGGAAGCUGAGAACUAUGUUCCUUGCUUUAAUGUCUCUGAGAAUCUUGCGUUGGGUUACACCAAUGGUGAUGAAACCGAUCGGUUUUGUGGGUCUGGUUUGAAACAUCAGAAGUGUUUGGUUUUGCCACCUGUGGAUUAUAAGGUUCCUCUUAGGUGGCCUACGGGUAAAGAUGUUAUAUGGUUUCGUAAUGUUAAGAUUACUGCUGAGGAAGUGUUGACUUCUGGUAGUAUCAACAAGAGGAUGAUGAUGAUGGAUGAUGAUCAGAUAUCUUUUCGUUCUGCGUCUCCUAUGUUUGAUGAGGUUGAAGACUAUUCACAUCAGAUUGCUCAAAUGAUUGGGAUUAAGAAUGAUAACUUCAUUGAAGCUGGUGUGAGAACUAUAUUGGAUAUUGGAUGUGGUUAUGGUAGCUUUGGAGCACAUCUACUCUCAAAACAGCUCUUAACCAUGUGCAUAGCAAACUAUGAAGCCUCAGGUAGCCAAGUUCAGCUAACACUUGAGAGGGAGGGGCUUCUCCUUGUGGAAGUGGACAGAGUUCUGAAGCCUGGAGGCUACUUUGUUUGGACAUCUCCCCUCACAAACGCUCGUAACAAAGAGGAUCUCAAGAGAUGGAACUUUGUUCAUGAUUUUGCUGAAAGCAUCUGUUGGACUCUUUUAUCUCAGCAAGACAAGACAGUUGUCUGGAAAAAGACAAUCAAAACCAAAUGUUACAGUGCCCGGAAACCUGGAGUGGGACCUUCUGUGUGCUCCAAAGGGCACGACGUUGAGUCUCCUUAUUACAAGCCACUUCAGAUGUGUCUUGGCGGAACACGUAGCCGGAGGUGGAUUCCCAUUGAAGGCAGGACAAGAUGGCCUAGCCGAUCUAACAUGAACAAGACUGAACUUUCACUAUACGGUCUUCACCAGGAGGAGGUUGGAGAAGAUGCAGCGAAUUGGAAGCUAAACGUAAGAGACUACUGGUCUCUCUUGUCUCCUCUGAUAUUCUCUGACCAUCCCAAGAGACCCGGAGAUGAAGAUCCUUCACCUCCUUAUAACAUGCUUAGAAACGUUUUGGACAUGAAUGCUCAGUUCGGUGGGCUCAACUCCGCGUUGUUGGAAGCAAAGAAAUCGGUUUGGGUCAUGAAUGUUGUCCCUACAGCUGGACCAAACCACCUCCCAAUGAUCCUUGACCGUGGCUUUGUCGGAGUUUUACACGACUGGUGUGAAGCAUUCCCGAGUUACCCGAGAACAUAUGAUCUGGUCCACGCAGACAACCUUUUGACUCUUCAGGAAAGUCAGCGCAGGAGUUCAUGUUCGCAUAUGCAAAUAUUGACAGAGAUUGAUAGAUUACUUCGUCCAGAGGGAUGGGUGAUAAUCCGUGACACGGCGCACCUGGUGGAAGCAGCCAGAGCUUUGACAACGCAGUUGAAGUGGGAAGCUAGAGUCAUAGAGGUUGAAAGCAGCAGUGAACAGAGACUUCUCAUCUGCCAAAAACCAGUCGCCAAGAGACAAUCAAUCUGA
This is a messenger RNA of Eruca vesicaria subsp. sativa (arugula), 1932 nucleotides long. The record is from the annotation of a GenBank genome assembly. NCBI's taxonomy places the organism in Eukaryota, Viridiplantae, Streptophyta, Magnoliopsida, Brassicales, Brassicaceae.